CUCUUGUGCUUCAGGUCAACAGUCUGAGAAAAUAACUGUGGCCGCACAUCACCUCUCCUCCUGCUCUCCGAAUCCAACUCAUCAGCCAACCUGACCUGAUCCGGCUCUGAACUACCGCAAGGAUGAGUGGACAUGCCUGUCUUAACAGAGCACCUGUGUCAAGAUUUAGAGGGAUUCCUCAGUGAUCGGAGGCCUAAGUGUCCAAGCAGACUCGGAGGGCUGGGAGGAGGGGACAGGCAGGGACACGGCUCUGUCCAGCGGGAUCACACAGUCUACAGUAAGAAUCCAUACUGGGAGGACUACACAGACACAGCAGGAGCAAUGAUCUGAUCACCCAGAGAGACGUGGACAACAUUAAACCCUCUUCUGAGCACUUUUAAUGAUUCCAGGGAGGGAGCAGCGAGGACGCAGAUGAUGAUGAAGUGCCUGCGGAGCGUGUGAGUCCUGGCUCGUGCUGGCCAGAUGGCUGAGGUUAAAGUCACGGUGCAGGAGGAUCCAAAUCUGGGCUCCGGUCCAGAUGAGGAUGCCUCUGAGUUGUCAGUUUCUGAGAAUGAUUCAGAUUCUGGGAGUGUGCUGUCAGAUGACUCCGUGCUCCCUAAAUAUGAGCGGGAAGAUGCCAGUGGAGGCCCUGCCAACACCUUGUACCAAGCCUGUGCCAAGAACAAUGCAGCAGCCCUCCGCAGAGUUCUGGAGAGGGGUGUUUCAAGAGACGAAGUCAUGGAACUAGACAUAAACGGCAGGAACGGUCUGAUGUUGGCCGUCUCAAAAGGCUUUGUGGAUAUUGUGUAUGGACUCAACCAGUGCCCAUUUCUGGAUAUCAAUCAUCAGGAUAAUGAUGGCAACACUGCACUCAUGAUCGCUGCACAGGCUGGUUUUGUAACCAUCCUCACCUACAUCCUAAAUUUCUUCACUGGGGUGGACAUGGAGCUCCGGGACAACCGAGGCUUCACCGCACUCCUCAAGGCAGUCAUGCAGGGCAGCGAUGACUGUGUGGCCUCACUGCUCAUGGCUGGGGCCGACAUAUAUGUUGUGGACGCCACAAGGGGGAAGGAUAUACGAGAAUGGGCUUUGAAGACGGGUCGCUUUGACACCUUAAACAGGCUUAGACGGCUGAACAACAGACCUCAGGCUGAACAGUUCUGUGAAAAAUAUGUCCCAGAGUGGCCAGACCUGAAGCUGCUGGUGGCCAAGGCCACAGCCACAAAAAGCACAGGACAGAAAGUCGCCCAUCGCCUGAAGUCCACGUUCACCUUUAGUUUUCCACAUGACCCCCAGGACAAUGGCAUCAUGGACCAUAUGGUGCGUAUGACCACAAGCAUCCACAGUCCCUUGGUGGUCACCGGAUGCCGUCCACUGUGUCCCUCAAGCCCGCCGGAGAUCGGAAAGAGACGCCUGGCCGUGCCUGAACUGAUGCAGUUGCACCCUGGGAAAAAGCUUGAGGAACACGUGAUACGGCACAGCAGCAGCUCCCUCUCUGUCGCGUCUACCACUGCCUCUUCUGUCUCGCUGGCCUCGUGCUGCUCCAACUCGGAGCGGAGGGGCAGCGUGCUCUCGAUGGCCUCCAAUGGCGUCCGUAAGUUCGUCCCGCGCAGCAUGGCCCGCCGCAAUAGCGUGUUCCCUGCCGGCUGCGUCCCCCAAAUCAAAGUGACCAAGUCUGGAGACCCAACACCCAAAAAGGAGAAGAAGAGUAAGCGAACCAAAGGUUACUUAGAGCCACCGAUAUGGAAGUACAAGGAAGCUAAAGAGGAAAAGAAAAAAGAGAAGAAAAAAGCAGAACAAGAGAAAGCGGAUAAAGAAUCCAAGAAAAAAGUUAAAAAAUGAGUAAACUGCCAACAGAUUGCCACAAUGCUCUAGAUCUUUCAUAUCUGCUCCUAAGAGGUAAAAGGGAAAUGGAUCAUGCUUCUAUGGAUGGAUUUUAUUCUCACAGCUGUUUUAAAUGAAAUGCAGUCUAAAUGACAUUUGAUGAAUCCAUAUAACCUCAAUAUGAUUAAUACCUCUCCAACAACCAGUAGGCCUAUAUUUACAUCCAUUUUUAACAUUUUCUGAUGUAUUCAGGUCUUCUUUUCUAAGCCCAUUCUACUCGAUGAGUUUACAAUGGCAUCUUUAUUUAUUUUAAUGGAUGAUUUUAAAAGACUUUUAAAGCUAAACUACUGUUCAAAAGUUUGGGGUCGGUAAGAUUUAGUCUUUUAAUGUUUUUAAAAGACGUCUCUUUUGUUCACCAAGACCAAUAUACAGUAAAAAGCUGAAAUAUUCUGAAAUAAUAUUACAGUUUUAAAAUAACUGUUUUCUGUGUUAAUAUAUUUUAAAAUGGCAAAGCUGAAUUUUCAGCAUCAUUACUCCAGUCUUCAGCGUCACAUGAUCCUUCAGAAAUCAUUCUGAUGAUUUGAUGAUCAAGAAACAUUUCUUAAUAUUAUCAAUGUUGAAAACAGUUGUGCAGCUUAAUAUUUUUGUGGAAACCACAAAAAACUAACUAGAAAGUUCAAAAGAACAGCAUUUAUUUGAAAUAGAAAUAUUUUGUUACAUUUUAAAUGUCUUUAAUGUCACUUUUUAAAAUCAAUUAAAUGCGUCCUUGCUGAAUAAAAGUAUUAAUUUCUUUCAGAAAAAAAAUCUUACCACAAACUUUUGAACGGUAGAGUAUUUGUCUCUUUACUGUUAUUUUCAUUUGUCUGUAUUGCACUCCAAUAUUUAAAAGUCUCAGCAUAGCAGUUUGACUAUGUUCACUUUGACAGCACUUUAAUAGUUUAAAUCUUUUAUCAUAACGACAAUAUUUAUCAUUCCUAUUCGCCUCUAUGCAAUUGUUUGAAAUGAAUGUUUAUGGAUUUGUUCAUUAUUAUAUCUUCUUGUGUCUCAGGGAAAGCACUUAUUGUGUACUUUAUAAAACCAAGCACUAAAGUGACCCCAUGAAAAGCAAAAUCUAUGCAACACCCUGCAUUUAUUUAUUAUUGUUAUUAUUGGUCUGUGCAUGAUGAUCCUGAUGGAAUUUGUACUGUACAUUGCACCAGCCAAUAUUUGUUUCUGUUUGUUUUCGACUGACUAUAUGUCGUGAUAUUCUAGUUGCAUAUCAAUUGAAAACACAAUAUUUUAUGAAACAAAAAAGUCUAAUUCAAUAAAGUUUAAACACCUAUUUGUGA
Messenger RNA from Ctenopharyngodon idella (grass carp), 3131 nucleotides. It is a transcript of the gene ankrd33aa, whose product is annotated as ankyrin repeat domain 33Aa. Lineage: Eukaryota; Metazoa; Chordata; Actinopteri; Cypriniformes; Xenocyprididae. The transcript is spliced from 6 exons. The coding region runs from base 463 to 1821 and encodes 452 amino acids. The record is from RefSeq and is a predicted model, not a curated record. Gene Ontology annotation, molecular function: protein binding.